GGCUGCGGGCUGAGGAGACACAAGGGAAGACGCCGAGCCGGAGCCGCGACCCCUGCGCGCAGCUCCCCGCGCCAUGCCGUCCGAGAAGACCUUCAAGCAGCGCCGCUCGUUCGAGCAGAGAGUGGAGGAUGUCAGGCUCAUCCGAGAGCAACACCCGACCAAGAUCCCGGUGAUAAUAGAACGGUACAAGGGGGAGAAGCAGCUUCCUGUCCUGGAUAAAACCAAAUUCCUCGUCCCUGAUCACGUGAACAUGAGUGAACUCAUCAAGAUCAUCAGGAGGCGGUUACAGCUCAAUGCCAACCAGGCCUUCUUCCUCCUGGUGAACGGGCACAGCAUGGUGAGCGUGUCCACACCCAUCUCGGAGGUGUACGAGAGUGAGCGCGACGAGGACGGCUUCCUGUACAUGGUCUACGCCUCCCAGGAGACGUUCGGAAGGCAGGCGUCGGCGUGAGCCUGCGCGGCGCAGCUCCCGGGGCGGAAGGAGGGCUGUCCAGCUGGCCCCACGUCGGCAAGCAGCAGAGUCCGCCUAGGCGUGCUCGCCAGUUGUUUUUGUAUGUCAAAACAGCUCCAACCACGUACAUUCAGCUAUGGGAAACUAUUAUUUAAUCUAGGCUAUCUUGUUUUCAAAUUUCAGGAGUUUAAAAAUAAAACACCUUGCAUUCUAAGUUGCCAAUAAAA
This is a messenger RNA of Ochotona curzoniae (black-lipped pika), 678 nucleotides long. RefSeq names its product microtubule associated protein 1 light chain 3 beta (gene MAP1LC3B). The transcript has 4 exons. Gene Ontology annotation, molecular function: ubiquitin protein ligase binding. The record is from RefSeq and is a predicted model, not a curated record. Gene Ontology annotation, cellular component: autophagosome; autophagosome membrane; cytosol. Gene Ontology annotation, biological process: macroautophagy; autophagy of mitochondrion; cellular response to nitrogen starvation. Bases 74 to 451 code for a protein of 125 amino acids. NCBI's taxonomy places the organism in Eukaryota, Metazoa, Chordata, Mammalia, Lagomorpha, Ochotonidae.